This is a messenger RNA of Portunus trituberculatus (swimming crab), 1523 nucleotides long. RefSeq names its product Krueppel-like factor 2. Lineage: Eukaryota; Metazoa; Arthropoda; Malacostraca; Decapoda; Portunidae. The transcript has 2 exons. The coding region runs from base 32 to 1246 and encodes 404 amino acids. Gene Ontology annotation, biological process: regulation of transcription by RNA polymerase II. Gene Ontology annotation, molecular function: DNA-binding transcription factor activity, RNA polymerase II-specific; RNA polymerase II cis-regulatory region sequence-specific DNA binding. The record is from RefSeq and is a predicted model, not a curated record.
AAUCUCCAUCCCUUUCUUUAUUUUCUCUAACAUGAAGGAAUAUCAGGAGGUGUGGCUGGACCUGGAGUCAGUGCUGCUGGCGGACGACCUCCACGACUACCCCCCCACCAUCCCCGCCCCGCCACAUCCCCCGCCCCAGCCACAGCCACAGCCCCACCACCAGCCUCCCGCAGCCCCACACGCCUUCUUCCAGGAGGGUGGGGCGGGAGAUCCCCUUACUGUCCUGGGGGGGGAGGCGGAUCCCCAUCACCACCUCCUGCCUCCCCCCGCACCCCCGCCCCACCCACACCCACUGCCACCCGAGGCUGCCCCGGCCUGCCCUAUGCCCGGCCUGCCGCCCCCCGCCCCGCUGCCGCCCACGCCCCCGCACCACGACCCGCUGUACGCCCCCCAGUCCCACCACUACGACCCCCCACCAUGCAGGCUGGCGGCGCGGGGCGGUGUGAAGCGCGGCUACCCUGAGGGCUCGGCGCCCCCCGCGAAGGCUGCGUGCGUGGCGGGAUACAGGAGAGGGGACGUCUACCCCGCCCCAGGCCCCGCCCCGCCGCCACCCUUGCAGUACAUGGGCGCCCCGCAAGCCGGCGCCUACCAGCACCAACACCACCUCCACCCCCCGCACCACUACCCCCUGCCGCCCACGCCGCCACAGUACCCGGGGGCGCCGCACCCACACCCGCCCCAGCAGGACUAUUCCUCAGCCUGGCCACCCCCCGCCCCCCACUAUCAGCACUACGCCGCCUCUGUGGAGGCAGGGACGCAGGGCGCGGCGGGCGGCAGCCAGGCAGUGCUGUGCGGGGCGCCGCUCCCCGUGGCGGGCGGCAGCGGCGCCAGUGGUGGGGGUGUUGGUGUUGGUGUUGGUGUUGGUGGCGGCACUGGCGGCGCGGCGGGGCCCGCCAGGCCGCGACGGCGUCGCAGUCGGCGCAAGCUGGUGGUGCACAGCUGCCCCUUCGAGGCCUGCCUCAAGACAUACAUUAAGUCGUCCCACCUGAAGGCGCACCUGCGCACGCACACCGGGGAGAAGCCGUACACGUGCCGGUGGCGCGGGUGUGGGUGGCGGUUCGCGCGCUCCGACGAGCUGACGCGCCACUACCGCAAGCACACCGGCGACCGCCCCUUCCAGUGCAGGCUGUGCGAGCGUGCCUUCUCCCGCUCAGACCACCUCAGCCUGCACAUGAAGCGCCACUCAGCGGCGGCGGCGGCGGCAGCGCCACCAGCGGCGCCGCCAGGACAGCCUGCCCUGCCCUAGCACCUGCACCACCACCAACACCACCCACAUCACCGCCGCCAGCCGUCUAGUGCAGGGUGUGCCAGGGGGGAGGGAGGGAAGGAAGGAAGGAGGGCGUCGGGAGACAGGAAGAAAGCAAGACAAUGAAGGAUGUCAUUACAGAGUGACACGAGGAGCAAGUAGAGAAGGAGAAGCAGGAAGUCGAUGGAGGAGGAGGAAGAAGAAAAGGAGAAGGAAGAGGAGGCGGAGGAGGGAGAAAAAUAAAAAAAAUCAAAACUAUAUAUAGAAAAUAAGUGAA